This is a messenger RNA of Aedes albopictus (Asian tiger mosquito), 2838 nucleotides long. RefSeq lists its product as uncharacterized. NCBI's taxonomy places the organism in Eukaryota, Metazoa, Arthropoda, Insecta, Diptera, Culicidae. Gene Ontology annotation, biological process: DNA integration. The record is from RefSeq and is a predicted model, not a curated record. Gene Ontology annotation, molecular function: nucleic acid binding. The coding region runs from base 1 to 2838 and encodes 945 amino acids. The transcript is spliced from 2 exons.
AUGAACUUGGAGCGCCGGUUCGCUACGAACCCAGAGCUGAAGAGGUUGUAUUGCGAGUUCAUGGAGGAAUAUGCGUCGAUGGGCCACAUGGAGAGAGUGAAUGAGGAGGAACUGUCUGGAUCAGUGUGCUACUUUCUGCCGCACCACGCUGUAUUGAAACCGGACAGCACAACAACGAAACUUCGCGUUGUAUUUGAUGCUUCGUGCAAGACCACCUCCGGCGAUUCCCUCAACGAUGGGUUGAUGGUAGGCCCCGUUGUUCAGGACGACCUGAUCUCGAUACACGCUCGUUUCCGUCUGCACCGAAUCGGCAUAGUAGCUGACGUAGCGAAAAUGUACAGGAUGAUCAAAAUGCAGCCAGGAGAUCAGAAGCUACAGCUGAUUUUGUGGAGAGCCACGCCAGAGGAACCUAUCCAGGUGUUCCAGUUGACGACCGUUACGUACGGAACCGCAUCAGCUCCGUUUUUGGCUACACGUUGCCUAAUACAGCUAGCAGAAGAAGGUCAAUCUACCCACCCAACCGCAGCGAAAGUAGUCCGAAAGGAUUUCUACGUCGAUGACAUGAUCACUGGCGUCGACAGCCCUGCUGAGGGCAAGGCGUUAGUUGGGGAGAUGAUCAAGCUGACCGAUUCUGCCGGUAUGACGUUGAGAAAGUGGAACUCGAACUACGGAGAAGUGCUGAGUGAGCUGCAACCGCAUCUGCGAGAUGACCGAGUCGUAUUCGAGAUGGAUUCUCCACCGUCAAACGCUACCGUGAAAACGCUGGGCCUUGUCUGGUGCCCUUCAUCCGACGAUUUCUACUUCACGGUGCCAAAGUGGAAUACGACACCGGUAGUUACAAAGCGAAUUGUGAUUUCCGAUGCAUCCAAGCUUUUCGAUCCUUUGGGACUGAUAGGACCAGUGGUCGUCGAAGCCAAGAUCUUCAUCCAAACUUUGUGGAAGUUGCUUGUAAACUGGGACGAUCCGCUCCCGGAAAACCUGCAAACUAUUUGGUUGGAGUACCGCAGGAACUUGAGUGCUCUCGAGUCCAUCCGUAUUCCACGAUGGGUUGGUUACACCAAGGAGUGCACUACGAUCGAAUGGCAUGGAUUUUGCGACGCUUCCGACAGCGCAUACGGCGCGUGUCUGUACCUCCGAUGCAGCUACGAGGAUGGCUCUGUGCGCGUUCAGCUGAUGAUGUCCAAGUCACGAGUCGCGCCAUUGGAGGAUUUGAAGAAGAAGAAGCGCAAGCAGUCGACGCCACGACUGGAACUUUCAUCCGCUCUUCUGCUAAGCCAUCUUUACGAAAAGGUCAGCCAAGCCACUGGACUGACAAUUCCGUCGUUCUUCUGGACAGAUUCGAACAUUGUGAAGCAUUGGAUUGCGUCCACACCAUCCAGGUGGCAGACCUUCGUCGCGAACAGGGUGUCCGAAAUCCAGCACCUGACGAAAGGUGGAGUCUGGAAUCACGUCGCAGGCAUCGAAAAUCCAGCAGACGUACUGUCGCGAGGUAUUUCGGCCACGCAGUUGGAAUAUCACUCCCUCUGGUUCAACGGUCCAGUUUGGCUGCGUCAAGAACGAAAGUCCGUAGCCCUACCGCUGCAAGCAGCAACUCCGAACGAGAUCUUUUCGCUCCGCUCGUCACUGUUCGCUCUAGUCCGACUGGUAGCGGUGAUGCGUCGCUUCCGUCACAACGCCCAGAGAGCUAACCGAAAUGCCCGGAAACUCGGUUCAGUCAGCACGCAAGAAUACGAAGAAGCCCUGUUGCAGCUGGUUCGUCUGUCGCAAGAAGAAUGUUUCCCGGAGGAGAUUGCAAGUCUGUCCCUGGAGGAUCAGGUGAAGCAGUCGUCAAGAAUAUCGUCUUUGAAUCCCAAACUACGAGAUGGGAUACUCCGCGUUGGCGGCCGGCUCCGGAACGCAUCGGUUUCCGAAAAUCGGAAGCAUCCAAUGAUCAUCGAUCACCGUCAUCCCCUCGCAACGUUGGUAGUUCGUCAUUACCAUGUGAAGAUGCUUCAUUCCGGACAACAAGUCGUCAUUGCAAGCGCCAGAGAACGAUUCUGGAUCCCAAGCAUUCGGAACCUCGUGCGAAAGGUCCUGCAUGAGUGUAUUACCUGCUUCCGAAUCAAACCAAGAUGCCAGGAACAGCUGAUGGCAGAGCUGCCACCUGAAAGGGUCAACCCGGCACCACCGUUCCUCAAGGUCGGUGUAGAUUAUUGCGGCCCGUUUCUGGUUACCUACCCACAGCGUCGCAGUUCUCCCGUCAAGUGCUUCGUAGCGAUAUUUGUCUGCCUCGUCACCAAAGCCGUUCACGUGGAGUUAGUCGCCGACCUCACCACGGCCGCGUUCCUAGCGGCCCUGCGGCGUUUCACGGCCCGUCGAGGACGUCCAGCCGUAAUCAUGUGCGACAAUGCCAAGAACUUUGUUGGAGCCAGGCGGGAACUUCGGCAACUGUUAAACCUGUUCGAGCAGCAGCAAUUCCAAAACGCUGUAGCCAGCAACGCCGCGGAUGAGAGAAUCGAGUUUAAGUUCAUCCCGGCCAGAUCGCCUAAUUUCGGUGGUCUGUGGGAAGCAGCCGUAAAAAGCUUCAAAAACUGCUUCAAAAAGAUCAUCGGAACUCGGACUCUCCUGUAUGACGAGAUGCAGACGGUGCUCACCCAGAUCGAAGCGGUUCUAAACUCCAGGCCCCUCACACCACUCAGCAAUGAUCCUGGAGACUUCGAGGCGCUUACGCCAGGACAUUUUCUGGUUCAACGUCCACUGACGGCGAUUGCUGAACCCGAUCUGGAGAAUGUUCCAGCUAACCGUCUCUCCGUCUGGCAAAGGGCGCAGGACUACGGCCAGCUGCUCUGGAAGAAGUGA